Molecule: messenger RNA, 1009 nt
Organism: Hyla sarda
Lineage: Eukaryota; Metazoa; Chordata; Amphibia; Anura; Hylidae
Gene: EEF1AKMT2
Product: EEF1A lysine methyltransferase 2
Exons: 6
Coding region: 16-741 (241 amino acids)
Biological process (GO): peptidyl-lysine monomethylation; peptidyl-lysine dimethylation
Cellular component (GO): cytoplasm
Molecular function (GO): protein-lysine N-methyltransferase activity
Source: RefSeq, a predicted model, not a curated record
CUCCGCUCAGUAUGGAUGAGGAUCAGUUUUGUCCUUCGGCUCUGGGAACUAAAGAGCAGUGAGUACAGACUGAGCCACAGGGGGCGCCACACUCCAGCAGCCAUUGUGAGAAGCUCUUAUCUAGACCGCUGGGAUGCUGUGUACAGCCGUGAACUGAAGACUUUCCACGAGUAUGGAGAUGAAGGAGAGAUCUGGUUUGGAGAAAGUAGUAUGACCAGGGUUGUACAGUGGUUUAAUGCGCAGAAGAUCCCGCUGUCAUCCUCAAUAGUGGACAUAGGCACUGGGAAUGGCAUGCUAUUGGUAGAACUGGCAAAGUGGGGAUACAACAAUCUCCUUGGCAUUGACUACUGCUCAGAUGCGAUAAAACUUGCAAGAAGCAUUUGCGAAAGGGAAGGAGUGUCUCAAAGUAUAUAUCUACAGGCUGCAGAUUUCCUGGGCUCCUUCAAUCCUGAAGAACAGUUUGACAUAGGUUUGGAUAAAGGCACCUUUGACGCAGUAAGUCUGAAUCCCAGUGAUUCCGGAGAAAAGCGACGGCAGUAUAUAAAGUCACUCUGUCGGAUUUUAAAGCCAAAUGGUAUUUUCAUCAUCACUUCCUGCAACUGGACCAAAGAUGAGCUGCUCCAACAAUUCGGAGACGAGUUUGAAGUAACAGAUGAGCUGCCCACGCCAUCCUUUGGUUUUGGGGGACACUCGGGUCACAGCGUAACAGCCCUUGUGUUCAGGAGGAGGGCUUGUCAUUAAAAAUAUAUUGCCAAGGAAAGAUGAUUACCUGGAUAGGACAUUACAUCCUACUCACUCCAUAUGUUGAAGGAAACUGUAAUACAAGGAAGACAAAUGAGAAGUAGAUUGUGGCUAUGGAGAGUAAUCUUAUAGUGGAGAAGAAGCUAUGUAAUGUGAUGUCUGUCAUUCUCCUGAGCCCGCAGCCUAAAUCUUGCUGGAUUUGUUCAGAUGAUCCGUAGUUCCAUAGAAGUGCUAAAUAAAAAUACUUUCACUUUUGAAGUGGCAGUGC